UAUCCAACGUGUUAUUCCUCUACAUUAGUUUAAAGAAAGAUAGAUAAGGGAAGUGAAGGGGAAUGACAGAAGGAAAUAUCAAAGACAAGAAAACAGUGCUUAUUUUCUCUUCUCAGUGAUCAAAGACGUAUAACAAGCAAAUUCACAGCUGUUUCUUUCUCUAUAGUGAACUGUGAGAUGCUAAAGCUUCACAACAGUCACUAUAUAUGCUUUUAACUGGACUGGCUAUACAUGGGAGUUAAUGCUCUUAAUGAAGGAGAAAAAACAUAACAUUUAAGAGUCAUGCCUCUUAUCACUUUAAUCAAAAGAACAUAACCUGUAAUUAACUAACACUAGCCAGGUCGCUAGGAGAUAUGGCGGACAACGUGAGCUCCAGAAUCAUCACCCCAACCAAUAUCUCUCUGAGUCCCAGUGAUGCCGUCUCUGAGUCGUUGGAGUACAAGACAGUGUCAGUGUUCCUGGUUAUGCUGGUGUGUGGUGUGGGCAUCGUGGGAAACAUCAUGGUGGUCAUUGUGGUCCUCACCACACGCCACAUGAGGACACCCACCAACUGUUACCUAGUCAGCCUGGCCAUAGCAGACCUGACGGUACUGGUGGCGGCUGGGCUGCCCAAUGUGUCGGACAGUCUGACAGGCACAUGGAUUUUUGGCCACGCUGGCUGCCUUGGAAUAACCUACCUUCAGUACCUGGGCAUCAACGUGUCCUCCUGCUCCAUCACCGCCUUCACCGUAGAGAGGUACCUAGCUAUCUGCCAUCCAAUGAAGGCUCAGACAGUGUGCACAGUGUCCCGGGCCAAGCGGAUCAUUGCAGUUGUUUGGAUCUUCACCUGUGUCUAUUGCAUGUUGUGGUUUUUCCUGGUGGACAUUCAGGUCAGCCAGGAUGGACAUGUGCAGUGUGGCUACAAAGUGAAACGAGAGCUCUACCUGCCCAUUUACCUCAUCGACUUUGCCAUUUUCUACGUCAUCCCACUGCUCCUCGCCAUUGUACUGUAUGGCUUGAUAGCACGGAUCCUCUAUCUCAGCCCUCUGCCCAACCAUCCUGAGACCAGUGCCACCACGCUGCGUCGGAGCUGCCGGGAAGCCUCUGAAGUGGGGAAGCAGGGUCGCCAGGGCCGGCAAAAGAGCGCGCUCUCCUCCAGGAAACAGGUGACAAAGAUGUUGGCAGUAGUGGUGAUCCUAUUUGCUGUCCUGUGGAUGCCCUACCGGACUUUAGUUUUGAUCAACUCUUUUGUUUCCACACCCUAUCUGGAUGCCUGGUUCCUCCUGUUUUGUCGGACAUGCAUCUAUGCCAACAGCGCUAUAAACCCUGUGAUAUACAAUGCCAUGUCUCAGAAGUUUCGCUCAGCAUUUCGUGGGCUUUACCGCUGCCAGCAGCCUGCGGGAAAUCAGAGGACACUGUCGAUGAUUCAGACCAGCUUCGGUACUGUCCGAGAACCCCGAGCCUCCCAGGCCAAUAGCAAUGGAACCAAUGAAAAGGCAAGGAGAAAUAUGAAUACUGUCACUGUUGUGACUGCAAAGCAGAAUAGAAGUGGUCAUCAGGAGACAGCAACAGUAAAUGGCAAGAAAGCAGACCAUACCAUCGACCUCAGCCCAGCUACUUUCAGCUUUGGUGUGGGUCCAGCUGAGACGACACCAUCUGGUGAUGAGGAGGUUGUUUGGCCUUCAUUAAAUGAUACUACAGAUAAUUUAGCAGAGAGACAUACAACAAACGACCAGCAGGAAAGCAUGCAAAUAUUGUAGGAUAUCUAUGAAUUUGUUAGUGCCACUUAAAUCCAGUAAGAAUUGAAACAACAAACCUAUUCAAUUGAGCUGCUUCCAUCCGGUGACAAAACAGCCACCGGACAGGAUCCGUUAGGUAAAGA
Messenger RNA from Perca flavescens (yellow perch), 1861 nucleotides. It is a transcript of the gene trhr2, whose product is annotated as thyrotropin releasing hormone receptor 2. Lineage: Eukaryota; Metazoa; Chordata; Actinopteri; Perciformes; Percidae. Gene Ontology annotation, biological process: phospholipase C-activating G protein-coupled receptor signaling pathway. Gene Ontology annotation, cellular component: membrane. Bases 354 to 1739 code for a protein of 461 amino acids. Gene Ontology annotation, molecular function: thyrotropin-releasing hormone receptor activity. The transcript is spliced from 5 exons. The record is from RefSeq and is a predicted model, not a curated record.